Xenia sp. Carnegie-2017 is the source of this 3746-nucleotide messenger RNA. Its product is annotated as TBC1 domain family member 2B-like. NCBI's taxonomy places the organism in Eukaryota, Metazoa, Cnidaria, Anthozoa, Malacalcyonacea, Xeniidae. The record is from RefSeq and is a predicted model, not a curated record. The transcript has 40 exons. The coding region runs from base 859 to 3312 and encodes 817 amino acids.
CGACAUACGAGUAAAAACAAGACAAGCGUAACCAACAGCACUGAGACGACAACCACUGAGGAGGCUGAUCUGAAAAAAAGAUAACGUGCGGUCACUGACCUUGACUAUUUAUAUGAAAUGGAAACAUUUUGCUCGCGUGCUUACCAAAGAAACCAGUCAAAUAGCAUUUCCUGCCAACUUUGCUUAAAUCCUUUUGUUUAUCAAGUUUAUAACACUCAGUCUUGACGACAAAUUUGUAUGAAAGAUCCAUCAUCACAAGGGGGAAGAAUAUAAUGACAUAAUGUUUGGAUCUGUGAAAAAAUAUUGUGAAUAAAGAAAGCCAACUUGGACGGAGAAAAACAGAACGGGUCCUAUGGUCCAACAGCAAAUAUGAGGUUGACUGGAACUGUAUGAGUGUAUGAUCUCCGGUGACUAUUUUUGAUGCUAAGGUAAACAAAACCAGAUGUUGUGGAACCCAUCAUUUUGUUUAGUUCCGUGUGAAAAUUGGGUGGGUGGCUGUCCUAAGUCAAUUAUAUCAUUUAUGACAAGAAAGUGACGUUAAACAGAGACGAAACCUGGGAGGAGUUGACAAUUCCUCCAGAAAUAGAGCUUGGAACACCUCAAAAUGAAGGAAACCUACAAGAAGAAUCUAUUAAUAGGGAUAACAAUGAGAUAGCAAGUAAAAAAACAGAGAAUAAUUUACCUUCAAAAGCAACACUUUGUGGCUUUCUUGAAAAACUUGGAGAGAAAGGACUGCUGAGGACUUACAAACGAAGAUGGUUUGUGUUUGAGCCAAGAAAAUGUUUUUUAUAUUAUUUCAAAAAUCCUGAUGAUUCCUAUGCAUUAGGACAUAUUAAUAUCAGUGAUGCUACAUUUUCAAUGGAUAUUUCAGCUGGACGAAUGGAUCAAUUUGACAUAUGCACUGCAAACAGAGUGUUUCAUUUGCAAGCCGAGGAUUCUCAAACUGCCCGAUACUGGCUUCAACAAUUACAGGCGAGGAGACUUAAGUACAGUAGGACACUAACAGCCAUGUGUCACACAGGAGUUGAUACGGUUCCUGAGCCAUGUGAAAGUCCUGGUCUCAUUGCAAACGUUUUGUCUGAAAACAUUAAAGAAGAUGAUGAAGAUUUUCAGUCUAUACCUGCUCCACAAACUGUUGGUGAAGAUGCUGCAAAAAGAUCACCGGAAGGCAUCUUUUCUGCAAUGUUUAAACAUCGUGCCAGCAAGCGAUACACAGUUCAUGAGGAAUCAAGCGAUACUCAUCAUGUACAAACUUCUGUACGAAGAAGCGUAUCAAUGAGUUAUGAUAGUCCAGGAGCUAAAGCAAAAAAUGUUACGUUAAAGAGAUUUUCUGUGCGUGGAAGCAGUGUGCCAGAUGAUAAAACAACAACAGAAUGUUUGAAAUGUCGUAAGCUCAAAGAACAGCUGAAGCAAUGUGAAGAAGAAUUAGAGGAUACAAAAGACUAUGCUCAAGUGAGGCAGGAAGCUUUGGGAUCAUUGAAUGAAUUUUUAAGGAAGACAGUCUUAGAUAAAGAUGCAAGUCAAGGUUCGGAAAACACGACGGAAUCACGUGAUCAGGGAGAAAAUAUCUUGUACAUUAAGAAGCUGGAGAAAAGAUUGAAAGAGCAAAACGACCAGCUGUCAAAUUAUGAAAAAGAAAUUGCAAUGUUACGCGAAGUCAUUAAGAGCAAAGAUGAAAUCGUGAUAAAGACUGCAAACCAGCUUGCAAACGUGUCUAAUGCAGAAAUCCAUAAGAAAAAGGAUUUUGGAAACGUUGAUUGGAAUCAAAAGACGAGAACAUCAUUGGAGCAAGAGAACACUUCGCCUUACGAAGAGAGAAAAGGAGCUUUUACAAGCUUUGGAAGCAGUGAUGAUGCAUUCCGUCUUUUCUUACAUCAUAUCGAAGAGCUUGAUACAAAUGAAGACAAAAUAGAAAAACUGAAGGUAGCACUACGUGCUUAUAUAGCUCAGAAUAAUUUCUUAAACUCGGAAGUUGUUGAGUUAACUAAACUGAGGAAAAAUGAUACGGAAAGAAUUAGAAGUUACAUCGCCAAAAAUCAAACGCAAGAAGCAAAUCUUUGUCGAAUCAAGAGCAAAUUUUAUUUCUUAGUUGAACAAGUUAACACUCCUGUGAAAGACGGUAAAACAACUGCAAUAUCUGAAGAGGUGAUGUCACAGCUACUUGAAGAAGCUAUACAAUUUGAAACAGAAGGAAAGAAAAACGACGAGGGAAGUGCAGGUUAUGAUCGAUAUGGUUUCUACACUACUUUAAGUCAAGGGGACAAUGAUGGAUUGAUUUCUGUUGCAGACAAAUUAAAUAGACAGGCGUGUGCCGUGGAAGACGAUUUACGUAAAAAAUCUUUGGCAGUGAAAUGGGAAAAUUUCAUGAUAGCAAACAGAAACAAAGAUUUUCAAAAAACGUCGGAAUUGAAAACCCUCAUACGUGCGGGCAUACCUCAUGACUUGCGGGCAAAGGUUUGGAUGAAGUGUAUCAACGAUCACGUGAAAAGCACGAAACGCAUGUCGGGGUCUGGGUACUACAAACGACUACUUGAUUCUAAGAAAGACAACUUUUGUCCUGCCGAAAAGCAAAUUGGUCUAGAUCUUUUAAGGACGUUACCCAAUAAUAGAUAUUAUGACAAACACAACGCUGAAGGGAUCGAACAAUUGCGACGUGUUUUAUUAGCGUUUAGUCUUCACAACAAAGAAAUCGGUUAUUGUCAGGGUCUCAAUCGUCUUGCUGCCAUUGCUUUGUUAUAUCUCAGCGAAGAAGAAUCAUUUUGGGCACUCGUUACUUUGGUGGAACAUAUCAUGCCAAAGAAUUAUUACUCCAAAACUUUAAUAGCUUCACAAGUCGACCAGAGAGUACUGAAGGAUUUGUUGGUUGAAAAAACCCCAAAGAUUUCGGAACAUUUGGACAAACUAAAGAUUGAUACAUCUUUGGUUACAUUUAAUUGGUUUCUUACGGCGUUUGUUGACAGUGUUCCUAUAGAGAUCGUUCUCCGUGUUUGGGAUGCGUUGCUGUAUGAAGGAUCCAAAAUUUUGUUUCGUUUUGCUGUGUCAAUAUUCUGGGUAAAUGAAGCCGAGAUUCUAAAAAUUACUGAUAACAUGAAGAUGUUUGAAUUUCUACGAAACAUGCCUUCACAACUUGUCGAUGCCGACAAGCUUUCUCAAGUGGCAUUUCAAGCUGUUAAUCCAUUUCCCAUGCAAAAGAUUUCAUUGUUACGUCAACAUCAUUAUGUCAUUGUAAAGAAAGAGCUUGCUGAGUUAGACAGAAUGAGACAAGAAUACAUGGUGUCGAAGAACAAUGAUUCAAAAGUUACAGAAACUUGAGGUACCAUCUUUCCAUUUUAUAGUAAAGAUGGUAUGUAUUUUAAACUAAUGUAUCGUAUAUAGAGACUGGGGGCUUCGCGAUGACAAAACAUUUAUAAUCUGCUCUUUUAUUAUUGAGACUGUCGCAUGCAAUAUUUCACCGCGAGGAAUUUUGUUUUUAGUGUAAUUUAUAUGAGAGUCUACGUAGAUAAAUAUAUUAGCUCAAAAUACACUUGUACCAUUAAGAAAGACUUUAAUUUCUAAGUAUUUCAAGAGCUCCUUAUACACCUUAUGCACUAUUUUAUUGAUUGAUCUAGGCAAUAGGCAAUUGAGCGAAGAUGUUUUAACUCAUUUUCCACUUUAAACUCUGUAAAGCAAUUCUUUAACUGCACAUUUGUUGCUGGAAUGAAAUAUUUUAGAGCCUAAAUACCUCAAUAAAUUGUGAUGUUUUUUAA